AUGAGUAGUAAAAGUGGAAUUAGAAUUGACGAACCUCAGUUUCAGAGUUGGGAUGACUAUUAUUUACAGAAUAUUAAUUUGAUGCCAGAGGAAUUCGAUGAAUUAACAAAGAAGAAGAAUGCAAUCUUGACCAGUACUAGACAAGAGGCUGUAAUGGAUUCAUGUAUGGAACACUACAGUGAUCUAUUAAAUUGUAAAAGAGAUAACAAUGUAGCAUUCAUAAAUUGUAUCGAUUUUCAAAGACAAUUUCAUUUUUGUAUAUCAGAGAACACCGUAUCGAAAAUGGGAUCGUCAUUUAAAGUAUUAUUUAUGGAAGAACAAAGAAAGUUAUUUGAAAUAUUGGGAAGAUUUGGCAGUCAAAGAAAAUAUUAA
Messenger RNA from Heterostelium album PN500, 372 nucleotides. RefSeq lists its product as uncharacterized. The coding region runs from base 1 to 372 and encodes 123 amino acids. The transcript has 2 exons. Lineage: Eukaryota; Evosea; Eumycetozoa; Acytosteliales; Acytosteliaceae. The record is from RefSeq and is a predicted model, not a curated record.